AUGUCGACGAACUUUAUAGACUAUAGUUUGAUUCACGAUCUUUCGGAGAACUUUCCCUGCUUCGUAAAUCCGAAUUACGGCGUGCAUCCUUGGUUUUCACAUUUAUUUACGUUUGAAAAUUUUGAUCAGGAAGACGGAUACUUGACAACGAUGGAAAUAAAAAGAAAGCAUUACAGUUCAAUUUUUCAACCCUCAAAGGAAAUAUCAGACGAAUUACUCAUGGCUUUACCUGUUCCAAUAUACUUCCCUGAAUUUAUAAAGAGGAUAGAGCAACUUCUAUUAGAAAAUCCGAAGAGUGGAAUUGGUGAAAUUGGAAUUGAUAAAGUGUUCAGGGUUCCUCAAUGUGGAUAUUUAGGGGUUAAAGAGUGCCAGGAAUGGAUCGACAAUCCAAAAUUAAAAAGUAAGGUUUUUGAAUGUACUGAUCGAUCCCCAUUUAGAACAAGCAUGGAACAUCAGGUCAAAAUUUUGAAACAAUUUCUCUUAUUGGCAAAGAAACUACAUAGGCAUAUUAGUUUACAUUGUGUUGGAAAUGAUGGUAAGCUGUUUAACAUUUUAAAAGAAAUCUUCGGAGGAGGAAACGGCAAAACCUAUUCGAGCGAAUGGAUAGACUUACACUCAUAUUCAGGCUCGAUCGAACAAAUUAGAGUUUAUACAAAAUCUUUUCCAAACAUCAAGUUUAGCAUCAGCAAGGUGCUAAAUUUAGAGCGAUACAAGGAAAGGUUACGUAAGGCAUUUGAACUUCAUUAUGUUGGUGUCCAAAAUAUUUUGUUGGAGUCUGAUCUUGGGUUAGAUGGCCUUUAUUGGGAAGAACGCCAGAAUCAGAAAUGUGAAGAUGACCGCUAUGAGUUUCUCAUAAGUCGCAAAGAAGGUGCACAAAAUAGACAUACAGGGCUUCUUAAGGACACGUUUGAACAGCUAGAAAAACUAGGACCGGGUAUCACUCUUCAAAAGCUGGACAAGAAUUACGCAGAAUACCUAAGUAUCUCUGAUUAA
This is a messenger RNA of Brettanomyces bruxellensis, 993 nucleotides long. RefSeq lists its product as uncharacterized. The record is from RefSeq and is a predicted model, not a curated record. Bases 1 to 993 code for a protein of 330 amino acids. NCBI's taxonomy places the organism in Eukaryota, Fungi, Ascomycota, Pichiomycetes, Pichiales, Pichiaceae. Gene Ontology annotation, molecular function: hydrolase activity, acting on ester bonds. The transcript has a single exon.